Messenger RNA from Symbiodinium necroappetens, 924 nucleotides. The record is from the annotation of a GenBank genome assembly. Lineage: Eukaryota; Dinophyceae; Suessiales; Symbiodiniaceae.
AUGGACCGGCUGAAGAGAUUGGCAUCCAGACUGGCAGAGCAUGAUGUCAGGUAUCUCGCUCAGCACAUUGUGCAGCUUUGUGUGGAUGAUCUGCUGUCGGUCGUCCGCGCUUUUGCCGCAAGACUCGACAGGCUGGAGGAGGACUUAAACCCCACUCCCAGCACCGCCUCUAUGACAUCUUCCUGGGCAGCUGGCAGCCGGGUGCCGCCAGCCAGUUGGCUUUCAGAGGCUGCGGCUGAGUCUGCCCUGCCCCGGGUCUCCCUUGUCCGGCUCCAGCUGGCUGUGGUUUGUCGACGCUUGCGCAAUCAUCGGCUCAUGCUGCGCAGACUGGUGGAGAGGGUAAGCGAGGCAGGCGUGGACAGAAGGCUGGCUGGCUACUUGCGGGACAUAGGUGACGAUGUCGAAGUUUCCCUGGAAGAUGCCGGGCACUUGAUUGACAGGUGUGCCGCUUUGGCUUCCGCUUACGACACCGUGGUCAACAGGGAGGCGGACGCACAAAGACGGCAGUCCAAGGAUGCUGCAUUGCAAGAGCAGGAGGAGCAGAAUCGCCACGCAGAGCGGCUGAAUGACACUCUCUUCGUCUUGACUACCGCCACGACGCUCUUUGCACCCGUGCAAUUCCUGGCCGGUGUCUAUGGCAUGAACUUCGCAGUCGACGGUGACCCUACCAUUCCCGAGCUCAAGUUGGAGUACGGCUAUUUGUACUUUUGGAUCCUGGUGGUCAUCUACCUCAUCGGCAGCAGCGUGCUGGCCGUGAGAGUUUUCAGACGGUUGAGGAUCCAGCAGAAGAGCGCUCUUCUGUUCAGGAAUCGUCGCAGCACUUCAUGGUCAGAGGCAGGCGAGAGUCGGCCGAACCUCCAUGGACGGCCUUUUGGUGAAAGGGAGGAUUUCACCGACGCCACGUAUCAGGUGCUGCCAGGAUGA